This is a messenger RNA of Cylindrotheca closterium, 727 nucleotides long. Lineage: Eukaryota; Bacillariophyta; Bacillariophyceae; Bacillariales; Bacillariaceae. The record is from the annotation of a GenBank genome assembly.
AUGAACCAGAUUACAACCGUGACGAAGUUACAACGCGUACUCCUCCUUCUUGUAUCACACAUUCUCUUCGUGUCAUCACAGAACGAAAAUAUUAGCGAGUUGUGGCCAGAAGGAGAACUCAAUUGUGUGCGAGGCUUUCGUCAGUACAACCCGAUUACACAAAAGAAAAUAUACCAUGUCGGUGUUCAUGCCUCUGCGGGUAUUGAAACUGCCAAACGAGAGUUCAACCUUACUUUUGAAGAAUACUUGAAUGAGGCUGUUGGAAAGAGGUGGGAUCCUCCAAUCGAGUUCAAGAUGAAGAUCACGGACGAUUCCAUUCGAGACUGGCUUGACAAUAGAGAAGACGUCGAUUUCAUGUACACGGACACCGGCAUCUACUCAUGUAUUGGUAUCGAGAUUGGGGCGAAACCGAUUGCGACCACUGUUGCCAGGUUGGAGUCUCGAGGACGGAACUACGAGCUCGAUAUCUUCGCGGGUACAAUGAUGGUCCUGGCUGACAACGAUGACAUCGGCAGUAUUGAAGAUCUGAAGGGCAAAGUGAUUGGGGCGCAAGCCUUUUCUGACUUUGCCGGAGCACAGGCACAGUUCUACAUGAUGCAAAAAGAAGGAAUCAAUCCCCUGAUUGAUGCCAAACAGGUCAUAUUCACAGGUAACAACGAAGAUACGAUACAAGGUAUUCUUGACGGAAGAUGGGACGUUGGAUUUGUUCGAACCGGGCAAGUGGAGC